UGUAAAGAGGAUGAGACAGAUUGAGGAACUAGUCUCCCUGGAGAAGCAAAUGGAAUUUUCCAGGAUCAAGUCUUUUCCUCUUAUCUCUCAAACACGCUUCCUGGUCAAAGAAGGUGAACUGGAUGAGAUUUCCGGGUUCGAGUCUGGACACACAAUUGGAAGUCCAACCAGAUCUGUAUAUCUUCAUCUAUUUAAUGAUCUCCUGUUGCUGUCCAGGAAAGAUAAUGGUAGGUUUUCUGUACUGGACUACGCUAGGAUCUGGAAGGUGAGGGCUCGUUGCUUUGAGGCAAAGUCACUGGUUUUUGCUCUCUGCCUUGUUGAGAAUCACAAAGGAACCAACAGGAAUUUUAUCGUUGGAGCAGGAAAUGAGUAUGAAAUACAGGAGUGGGUUGCAGCCAUUUCUACAUUACAGCGAUCUGGAACUGAACCACCAAGCAUCAGAAAUGCAGAGCACUGGACUGCCACUACCUGAAAAGGAUGAAAGUGUUGAGCUGUCAGUCCCUCUGUUGACCAUUCAAUUAUGGUGUUUACUGAUGAAUCUUCUCACUGGUGAGACCUGGUGACUUUGGCAGCUCUUUGCUUGUUAUCUCAUUCUAUUGACAACCUGUGAAAUCAUGGUGGCUUGAGUUUUUUGCAAGAUUGAAACUACCUCCAGCAAUGGUCACCUCAGCUGUUCCAAUGGACUGACGGUAUCAUUGAUUUAUGCUGAGUUGCUGCUUCAGUCUCCCAAAGGUGAACAAGCAAGAUUCUACUUAAAAUUGUACAUC
This is a messenger RNA of Hemiscyllium ocellatum (epaulette shark), 767 nucleotides long. RefSeq names its product ephexin-1-like. The transcript has 5 exons. The record is from RefSeq and is a predicted model, not a curated record. Gene Ontology annotation, biological process: activation of GTPase activity. The coding region runs from base 11 to 472 and encodes 153 amino acids. Lineage: Eukaryota; Metazoa; Chordata; Chondrichthyes; Orectolobiformes; Hemiscylliidae. Gene Ontology annotation, molecular function: guanyl-nucleotide exchange factor activity.